This is a messenger RNA of Dacryopinax primogenitus, 2690 nucleotides long. RefSeq lists its product as uncharacterized. The record is from RefSeq and is a predicted model, not a curated record. The transcript has a single exon. The coding region runs from base 1 to 2652 and encodes 883 amino acids. Lineage: Eukaryota; Fungi; Basidiomycota; Dacrymycetes; Dacrymycetales; Dacrymycetaceae.
AUGUCACCCACUCCAACUGACAUAUCCUCAGGCGCCCGUCUACCUACAGACGUUCUUACUCACAUUGCUCAUCAUGUUCAUUCUCAUCUCUUACCACCACCAUCAAAUCUAGCAUCCCUCGACCCUCUCCCAACUCUCGCUUUUCCUCCUUCAACAUCAACACAUGACAUUCCAAUAGCUUUACCAUCCACAAUUCCAUCACCACAAUGGCCUCAAUGGCUCGUAUUCCACACCUUGCUCUCUCUCACCCGCACAUCAUCAGCAUGGCGCACCGCUGCCCUCCCAGCCCUCUUCUCAAGUCUCCAAAUCACCUACCCUCGAAGCUGGCUAGGUCUCCUUGCAAUCGUCUGCGGAGCAGAGCCUUCCCCGACAUACGAUUCCCACCCUGAACUGGACCCAGACUCGGACCAAGCCCUGCUCGCCCAGCACUUGGCACACGCAGCAUCCGCAGCGUUCCUCAUUACCGAGCGCAGAGCCCGCUCUCCAUCGAGGGAGGACACACUGCGUCUCUCGGCUCUAGCUGCAAGUAUUAGGGAAGCACUGGUGCGGGGAAGCCCGGGGUAUCAUAUCCCUCCCGAACUGCUCAGUCCCCCAGAGAGCAGGGAAUCAAGCCCCUCAAUUCCAAGAGGAAGGCGGCCCCUGACAGCAGAAGACGACUCCCAUCCCCCGCGCUCGCCCUCAUCCUCCACCCGCUCUCGCUCCCGCUGGCGUCUCUCCCGCCGAGUAUCCGACGCGCUACAGGAUGUCCUCCGCCCUCGGGGAGUGUACGUCCCCGCUCUGCCUGAUACGCACCCUGGUCGCUUCAUCCGGGAAGUGAGCUUUGCACAUUUCCGGACGAUCCAUAUGCGCUUACCGGCGAGUACGAAGCACACCGGUGCUGGGGGUCCGCCGAGGUUCGUCACUCCCGAGAGACUGUUGCGGCUGUUGAGGGAAGUCCCCGAGGUAAGAGCGUUCGGAGCGACAGAGUAUAUGGACUCGGCGCUUGAGCUGGCUGUGUUGGAAGAACUGCUCUUGCGUGGUUUGGGCGAGAAGAGCAGGACGGGCAACGCGGGUGCGAGUGGAGGAGCGGAGGAUAGAGGAAGGAGUGGAGAGACAAAGGAUUUACGCGCUAGGGAAAAGGGUAGGGAGAGGACGCACAGGCGGAGGAUUGGGCCUCGGGGUGGGAGUGGGUUGCACCGGGAAGCAGAGGAGGAACAGGAGGCUGAAGUGCCAGCGAACGGGCCGACCACUCUGGAAAACAAUACCAAUCCGGACGGGAGGGCCGACAAGCAGCCUGAAGAUACUGGAGCGAAGCCGGACCAGGAAGAUAUUGACCGAUGGGCGGAAUGUGCGCCGCUGGAGGCGCUCGAUCUUUGUGGGUGUGUGAGUAGGGUAUGUGGGAGGGCUUUGGGAGACUUUGUCAGGCGAUAUCCUGCCAAGGAGGGUGCUGUUCUUCCUGGAGCGUCGUUUGGUGCGGUACCUGGAGCACCGGCUGGAGCUGCAUUACCCGCAGAAGUUGGAUUAAUUGGAGAAGACGCCCAAACGAGCACGAAUCCGAAAUCAAGAAAGCCCGUCUCGCUCCCCCUCCAGCGGCUAGGGAUGGCAGGCAUGUCCGCCCUCCCUCCUGCCACACUACACAGUUUCGUCCUCCUCUUUCCGAACCUAACGAUGCUAGAUAUCUCCGGUACACUCGCACCGCCCUCUCUCCUCUACGCUCUAGCGCAGAGCAGCACCGUCCGCCUUCUCGCGCUCUCUCUCGCUCGCUGCCCACGCUUAACAGGGCAGUCGAUCCUUGCCCUCCUCCUCAGCCCCAAAUGUGCAAGACUAGACCAGCUCAACCUCUUCGGGGACGAUAGCUUUCCCUCUCCCCUCCUCCCUGGAGAACUACACACGCUCCUCACAUCUUCCCUCUUCCUCUCAGCCCGGCUAACGUUCCUAGACCUCUCCAGCGCACCCCUCUCUCCCUCUCACCUAGCUCUCCUCCCGUCACAGCCAAACCUGCGCACACUUGGCCUAGCGCACCUACCCGACCUACCCCUCCCCGCUAUCCGCCAGUUCCUGGAAACCCGCGCUCCGAACUGCGAGGUCCUAUCCCUCGCGCACAGCUGCCACCAAGAACUAGGACCAGCGAUGCGUCCCGGAGAACUGUCGAUGACCCUACACGUGCAGUUCCUCUCCCCUCUCUGCACCCCGCCAUUCUCCUUCAGCGCCAAGCCCAAACAGGCGAAAACGAGACUGAGAGUCCUGGAGCUCGCUCCGGAAGUCCUGGCCCUACUGGGGGAGGGAGGGGAGCCCUGGUGUCCCGUGAGGAGCAGGGGCAGGAGAGCGUGGUAUGUUGACAAGAGCGCGUUCUGGGCCCAGGGCAGGUUUUGUAGGGUUUCACCUGGGUUUGGGUCUGCUUUUGCUUUUGGUUUUGGGUCUGGGGUGGGGGUGGGGCAGGAGGGCACGGCCGAGGAGCGGGAAGAAAGGGAAAGGGAAUUGGCACGGGAGAGGGACGAAGCGCUGGCCGCGAAGCUCUGGAAAGCCCAGGUCGAGGAAUGGGCCUUGGCGAGGGGGAACGUCCCUACCGGUGUGGGCUGGGGAGGCAGGAAGAUGGAGGUCGUUCGAGGGGAAGGGAUGGUAGGCCGGGAAGAGGGACUGUAUGGUAUGGUUAGUUAUGCUUAUGCGGGGUAGGAGAACAGUAGCGGGCUAAGAUAGUGAUUGAAUUUAAA